CCACUGCCCUGACUGAAAUUUGACUACUGCCACGUUAAACUCGUCACUCAUCGUCGCUGGUCGUCGUUGCCAUCCUUUCCAGUCGCUUUCAUCCCAGACUACAUUCGAAUCACCGGCCACGAUGCCAAUUCAUUUCUUCACUGAAUCACAACGGGACGGACGUGCAAGUCUAACCCGAGAACCAAAGGGAAAGGAAAGGGAAUAUGUUGAUCACGUCGAAUUUCCCUAUGAUCAAGACUCUGCUGCAGUGUUGACCGGGUCUACUAGCAUCUCAUCUCAUGAAUCGUUAAGAUAUCCCUAUUUGUAUCCUGCUCAGCAACCGAAAUCAACUCCAAAGCCUACAUCUCCAAGAAAACCUCGCACUUCCCUACUAUUCUCUCUCGUUCGUAAAAAGACUGGUCCGAGUAGCCAUGUUUCUCAAUACGCACAUCCCAUCGUCAUGCCAGGCGUCAUGGAAAUUUCCCGCCCAUAUUCCUAUGUUCAAGAGGAAGAGGAGCGAGAGAGACUCAGAGAUGCUGCUGCUCAGAGCAUCGGUCUCGUUGACUAUGCUACUGCCGAACUCCAAGAGGAUAUUCGAGAGGACCAAGUGCCAACUUCAUCAGCAACUGUUGAUUCACAUAUAUCCUUACCUUCUCCUAUACCUUCAUCACCCAUACCCUCAUCAAUCCCAACCCUCUUACCUCAUCUCCCCCCUUUCCCUACAACCCUCGCUUCCCUCAAUUCACGAAUCACACUCACCGGUACAUUUCUCAAAUUCUGUCCCUCGUCCUCUCUCCUCGUAUAUGCCCUCGCAAAGCAGUGGAAGACAAGAUCUAUAGUCCUCACGACUGCGACCUCGGCCGCGUCACAGACAGUCACACACCUCCAUCUCUUCAAAUCAAAUAUCCCCUCAUCCUCGGAGCUUCACCGCUUACCUAUCACCCAAGACACUACUAUCUAUGUCACAGAGCAAUCUGGACCCAGUGCGAACUCUACCCGGACUAACACCCUUAGCAAACGCGACAACAGGAGCGGAGCAAGAGGCAGCGGAGGCAAGUCAAAUGGCUCAGUCGUUGCUAUUGAGCAAGGCAACAUUAUCUGGCAUUUCGAGAUGCAGGAUCCGAGCGAGAGACAGAAGUGGAUUGGUGCCAUAAAGGCAGUUGUCCUGGGCCAAAGAUCCAUGCGUGCAGGUCUCACUGCAUCACCCCACCUCAGCGGGCACGAACCCCGCGGGGACAUGGAUGUCAUGCUCUCCAUGCGACUCCAAGCAUCAUUAUCUUCCGCCGCAUCUCCUAUAUCACCCCCUGCUUCAUCACCCCACACCUCAUCAUCUCCUUCACCCGUCUUGAUAGGUUCCCCUUCCCUAUCACCGCCCACAUCUCCAAUUAGAGCCUCCCUAUCGUUCGAAGGCAUGCGUUCCCAACCGCACACACGGUCCUCGACACCCAACCUACCUGCAUCUACCGAGCCCUUCACGCGCGCAUCAAGUAUCAGAUCAACCAAGAAAUCUCAAAGCCAAAGCUCCUCCUCCCCAACGCCCUCCAUCCGCCUCCAAACCAAGCGCUCAGGCAACGUCUCCCCUGCCCAACUCUCUCAAACGCAUUCUUCUAAAUCCUCCACGUCUACUACCAAGACCAUCAAAGGCAUGUUCACGCCUCGUUCUCGUUCGCCGUCAUUGUCUCUCAACGGACAAGGACAUGAGCGCGAAAGUGAGCAUGCAGAAGAGAGCUUUGGGACGGUGGGGAGCAGUUUAAUGGGUAUCACCAGUGGCGUGGGCAUGAGCACCAAGAGGAGCAGCUCGCCGAUGCGCCGUUCGGACUCCCCCGUACCUAGCGUGGCAUCGUCAGGACCCGACGAAUCUAGUAUGCACCUGCCAAACGGGAGCAUACACAAUGGGAGUUUGUCUAAUGGUGUAGAUGGGGCCCCGUGCUGCGCGAGUACCAACGGGAGCUUGUCUAAUGGGACCUCGAGCAUGUGCUGUGCGAGCAUCAACGGUAUCCCAGCUUGUGAUCUCAAGAUCGUCAAAGAAGAUGAACGGUGGGCUCCUUCGCCGUCUACGACUCCACCUCUGUCGCACACGCUUUCCCACCCACAUUCCCACUCACACUCACACUCGCAUUCUCUCCACCCGCCCCCGCGGUGCAAGAAGCAGACUUUGGUACACUCACUCACAGACGCGCUAUGCCAGCAAAUGGACGCAAGUACUACGCCUAACAUGGAGACCUCCACCGUGAUCGAGGGCAGCUCAGGUACCGCAGUCACCCCACCACGUCUAUCUGUGCAAACAACUUCCACCACAACUUCCACUGUCGAAAGAUCGGGCUCGUCAGCCUCAUCCUCUGCGCCUUCUCGUCGGUGGUCUCGUACCCUCCCGAAGCGGUUAACGCCCCCCAGCGGCCCGCUACCGUCGACACCACAAGCACCGUGUGAGUCUGAGCCGAGCGUGAGUCCUAGCAGUGCAGGAUCUGAGAAUCCUAGUGCUGCGUUUUGGAAGAGGUCGAGUACGUCGAGUAGUGUGAGUAGUGCGAGUGUGAGGUCGGGGAGUGUGCGGCGGACGAGUGCGGUUGGAUCUUUUAGUUCAGGGGUUGGUAUGGGUUUUGGUGGCGGUGGAGGAAGUAUUGGUGUGGGGAGUAAACGUCGCUCGAUGCCUCCUCCGCGCCCUGCUCCGAGCUUUGCGCCCCCGCCUGCGCCUGAGCAACAACAACAGCCCCAAUCCCAGCCACAGCCCCAGAAAACGCUGUUCAGAACGUCUGUAGCUCAGCGCGCGUUGAGGCUCAGCCUGACUGCACCUCCUCGUCCACCACCUUCAGGUGUCCUUCCACCGCGUCCAGAUGAACCUGCAUACGCACAUCACCGCGAUAGCGCAGAAUUAUCAAUAUCGACAUCAACUCCUCCUCGUCCUGACAGCGCCGCUUCUGCGCGGAGUCUGUCUAUCAGGCAGCGUCUGCGGAUUCUCAGUGCUCCGUCGCCUCCGUCGCCUGUCAUCGCAUUGUACGAUACUGAUACUGAUAACGAACUCACACCCCACCAAAUCACGCAUCCCGUGAUUAUGGGGCCCCCACCUGGUAAUAGGAGCAGGAGCAGGAGCCCCAUCAGCAGCCGUAACAGCACCAACAGCACCACUCAUUCCCGACCCCCAUCGCCUCCCCUCCCAGGCACCCCCAUAACAACGAUGCAGAACCAUCCAAACUUCUUAUCGCUGAAUACGCAAACCCCGCUUCCGACGAUCCCACUACGUAAUCCACUUCGUCAGCCACAACCGCAGCACCUCUCGAGCGCUCCAGAGAUAAUGGCGUUGUCGCCGCCUCCGAGACGGGGGAGUACGCAGCUUAUAAUGCAGUACGUUGCUGAUGAUGGGGAGGAAAGGGAGAGGAUGGAUGGUGAACUUCCUGAUUUUUCGGAUAUUCGAGUGCAUGCGGGGUCGGUCGGGAGUGAAUGAGUCGCGGACGGAGUGUAGAAUGGGGGUGAUGAUCCCUCAAGUUUUUCUGUCAUGAGCUUUGAACUUGACGUGCUGAACUUUUCCAUUCAAACCCUUUUUUUGCAGUUGUCGAGUUCAUGUCUUCCUUUCUUUCGUGGUGGUGCACAUCGUUAACUUAGUCCGCAUAAACGAUUUACAAAUUCAAUGUACAAUAUUGUACACAUACAUUACAUAUAUGCCAGCAUCUCCCGAGGCGCUGUGCUGUGUUGUCGUUAUCUGUUGUUCAUUAAUGAUUGGUAGACCUUGUGGAAUCAGAUAUUUCGGUGUC
Molecule: messenger RNA, 3725 nt
Organism: Suillus subalutaceus
Lineage: Eukaryota; Fungi; Basidiomycota; Agaricomycetes; Boletales; Suillaceae
Exons: 5
Coding region: 122-3418 (1098 amino acids)
Source: RefSeq, a predicted model, not a curated record